AUGUCUACCUUAGGAACACUCGCCUUCGAUGAAUAUGGAAGGCCUUUUAUUAUCAUUAAAGAUCAGGAUAAGAAAUUUCGUCUCACGGGCCUUGAUGCUUUGAAGUCACACAUCAUGGCAGCAAAAGCAGUGGCCAACACCCUUAAGACGUCACUGGGUCCAAAUGGCCUUGACAAGAUGAUGGUGGAUAAGGAUGGUGAAGUGACAGUCACCAACGAUGGUGCUACAAUUCUCAGCAUGAUGGAUGUCGAUCACCAGAUCGCCAAACUCAUGGUUGAGCUGUCCAAGUCACAAGAUGAUGAAAUUGGAGAUGGCACCACUGGUGUAGUUGUGCUUGCUGGAGCACUUCUAGAGCAGGCUGAGCAGCUGCUGGACAGAGGCAUUCACCCCAUCCGCAUAGCUGAUGGGUAUGACCAGGCUGCACGCAUUGCCAUUGAACAUCUCGAUAAGAUUGGGGACAGUUUCCCAGUGGACCCCAGCAACACAGAGCCACUCAUUCAGACAGCCAUGACAACACUCGGAUCCAAAGUCAUCAACCGAUGCCAUAGACAGAUGGCAGAGAUUGCUGUCAAUGCCAUCCUAACUGUGGCCGACAUGGAGAGGAAAGAUGUUGACUUCGAGCUCAUUAAGAUGGAGGGAAAAGUCGGAGGUAAACUGGAGGACACUCAGCUUAUUAAAGGCGUAAUCGUGGACAAAGAGUUCAGCCAUCCUCAAAUGCCCAAGGUCUUAAAAGACACAAAAAUUGCCAUCCUCACUUGCCCGUUUGAGCCACCCAAGCCUAAAACCAAGCAUAAGCUUGACGUCACCUCUGUGGAGGACUAUAAGGCUCUGCAGAAGUACGAGAAGGAGAAGUUUCAGGAGAUGAUUAAACAAGUGAAGGAGAACGGUGCCAACCUUGCCAUUUGUCAGUGGGGUUUUGAUGAUGAGGCAAAUCACUUGUUGCUGCAGAAUGAGCUCCCUGCUGUCCGCUGGGUUGGAGGACCUGAGAUCGAGCUCAUUGCUAUCGCCACCGGAGGACGCAUCGUGCCUCGUUUCUGUGAGUUGACGCCAGAGAAGCUGGGUACUGCUGGCCUGGUGAGGGAACUCUGCUUUGGGACCACUAAAGAUCACAUGCUUGUCAUAGAGGAAUGCAAAAACUCCAGAGCUGUUACUAUCUUCAUCCGUGGAGGAAACAAAAUGAUUAUUGAAGAGGCUAAGAGAGCACUUCACGAUGCCCUGUGCGUUAUCCGUAACCUGGUUAGAGAUAACAGGAUUGUUUAUGGUGGUGGAGCUUCUGAAAUCUCCUGUGCUCUUGCUGUGAACGAGGCAGCUGAUAAGUGCCCGUCUCUGGAACAGUAUGCUAUGAGAGCAUUUGCUGAUGCUUUGGAAGUGAUCCCAAUGGCGUUGGCAGAGAAUAGUGGUUUGAAUCCCAUUCAGAACAUGACAGAGGUCAGAGCCCGGCAAGUGAAGGAAAACAACCCAGCACUCGGAAUCGACUGCCUGCGUCUGUCAACAAAUGACAUGAAGCAGCAGCAUGUGAUUGAGACGCUCAUUGGAAAGAAACAGCAGAUUUCUUUGGCAACCCAGGUGGUGAAGAUGAUCCUGAAGAUAGAUGACAUCAGAAACCCCGGAGAAUCUGAAGACUAGUCUGUGUUUUCAUGUUUCAAGCUCUUUGACGGAAUUGGUGUUGUCAGAACCUUCUUACCGUUAUUUAUCAUUUGAUAUGCUUCUCAGCCACUGUGUAGAGCAGAAAUGAUCAUUAAAACAUUGCUCUGUUAGACUGUAA
Messenger RNA from Pygocentrus nattereri (red-bellied piranha), 1765 nucleotides. RefSeq names its product chaperonin containing TCP1, subunit 5 (epsilon) (gene cct5). Lineage: Eukaryota; Metazoa; Chordata; Actinopteri; Characiformes; Serrasalmidae. Gene Ontology annotation, biological process: protein folding. The record is from RefSeq and is a predicted model, not a curated record. Gene Ontology annotation, cellular component: chaperonin-containing T-complex. The transcript has 11 exons. Gene Ontology annotation, molecular function: ATP hydrolysis activity; ATP binding; ATP-dependent protein folding chaperone. Bases 1 to 1626 code for a protein of 541 amino acids.